AUGGGAGGAGAAUGUCCUCGCCAUUGCAUCAUUCGUUUGCAGCACCUUCUCUCCAGUCACACUCUACUAGACAUUCACCCCCGUUUAGAGAACUCUGAUACUCUCACAGAUGUCGCUUUCAGCCACUCGGAGCGGUACAGCUGGCGGCUUCUGAUUGGCUCUAAUCAUGGGGAAAUCCGGGUUUACAACUUAGAGAGAGGAAGGAAAGGGCCGGCAGGGAGUGGAGACAAAGGUGGAAGAGAAAGAGAAGGUGGAAGGAGGGAAGGAGUUGCAGGACAGGGAGGAGGAGGAGAAAGUGGAGGAUUGAAGGGAAGAGGAGGAAGAGGGGUGAAGAGAAGAGGAGGGAGCGUCCGAGAGGCGUCGAUUUCAUUAACCAUCAGCGAAUGGGAGCAGAUGUUGGAAUUCUCCCUUAACGAGCGGAUCUUUUGUGUCACUAUGGUAGGCGAUGGCGUGCAGUGGGGUGUCUUCGCUCGCCUGUGGGACGUCGAUGCCUCUGCUGUCCCCGCCCUCCUCCCCCAGGUGCGCCCUCCUCCCCCAGGUGCGCCCUCCUCCCCCAGGUGCGCCCUCCUCCCCCAGGUGCGCCCUCCUCCCCCAGGUGCGCCCUCCUCCCCCAGGUGCGCCCUCCUCCCCCAGGUGCGCCCUCCUCCCCCAGGUGCGCCCUCCUCCCCCAGGUGCGCCCUCCUCCCCCAGGUGCGCCCUCCUCCCCCAGGUGCGCCCUCCUCCCCCAGGUGCGCCCUCCUCCCCCAGGUGCGCCCUCCUCCCCCAGGUGCGCCCUCCUCCCCCAGGUGCGCCCUCCUCCCCCAGGUGCGCCCUCCUCCCCCAGGUGCGCCCUCCUCCCCCAGGUGCGCCCUCCUCCCCCAGGUGCGCCCUCCUCCCCCAGGUGCGCCCUCCUCCCCCAGGUGCGCCCUCCUCCCCCAGGUGCGCCCUCCUCCCCCAGGUGCGCCCUCCUCCCCCAGGUGCGCCCUCCUCCCCCAGGUGCGCCCUCCUCCCCCAGGUGCGCCCUCCUCCCCCAGGUGCGCCCUCCUCCCCCAGGUGCGCCCUCCUCCCCCAGGUGCGCCCUCCUCCCCCAGGUGCGCCCUCCUCCCCCAGGUGCGCCCUCCUCCCCCAGGUGCGCCCUCCUCCCCCAGGUGCGCCCUCCUCCCCCAGGUGCGCCCUCCUCCCCCAGGUGCGCCCUCAAUAACUACGUUGUUCCCUUAUUCUCCCCAGGCCCAUCCCCCAUGCACGGAGAUUCUCCAUCUGGAUUUUUGA
This is a messenger RNA of Closterium sp. Yama58-4, 1248 nucleotides long. The record is from the annotation of a GenBank genome assembly. NCBI's taxonomy places the organism in Eukaryota, Viridiplantae, Streptophyta, Zygnematophyceae, Desmidiales, Closteriaceae.